Messenger RNA from Coregonus sp. 'balchen', 4634 nucleotides. The record is from the annotation of a GenBank genome assembly. NCBI's taxonomy places the organism in Eukaryota, Metazoa, Chordata, Actinopteri, Salmoniformes, Salmonidae.
AUGCCCUUUGCCUCUACCUAUUCUUGCCCUCAACCAACCACUCUCUCUGCUCUUCCCUCCAUCACUCUCUGUCCAUAUUCCUCUCUCUUCGUUCCUGUCUUGGCCCUUCACCUCACCUUCCCCUUAGAAGACAGGAAGCUGUUUGUGGGCAUGCUGGGGAAACAGCAGUCAGAUGUGGACGUGAGGAAAAUGUUUGAGGCGUUUGGGAGCAUUGAAGAGUGCACAGUGCUCCGCGGGCCUGACGGCACUAGCAAAGGUAGCUAACACUAUUACUGCAACACUGACAGCUACAACGCCUUUCAUCAACAGCAUUAAUAUUACCAUUAAGGUCAGGAAUCAGUCACAUCUAAACUCGUGACACUACAAACAUAGAUGCUUAAUUUUCUGUGUUUGUUGUUUGAGGCAUGACUAAUGAUCCAAUAUGUUUUAUAGGUCAUAGUUAAUGAUGCGCAACACAGUUUAUGGGCUAUGAUUGAUGAAGCAAUGAAUGUUUUGUGGACCACGGUUAAUGACGCGGCUAUAACUGAUGAAGUGCCGAAUGUGCGAUGCAUUUUAUAGGUCGUAGCCUGACAUAUGUUGUCACGUGAGGGGGGCCAGGGUUUGACGAUGUGUCAUGUUUUGUAGGCUGUGCCUUCGUGAAGUACCAGAACAACGCAGAGGCUGCGGCAGCCAUCAGCACUCUGCAUGGGAGCCGCACUCUACCGGUCUGUCACUCACACACUCACACACUCACACACACACACACACACUCUCCAAAGCAGUCAUUUAGACAUUUAACAUAGCGACUCAUCAACAGUUAAACACUGCUACUGUCAGACCUCCUCCUACACAAACACAGCCUACUGUAGUUCAUAGGAGUGGAGAAAAUGUUUGUGGAAUGUCCUUCUCAGUCCUCAUUUUACAGUGAUAUACGUAAUUUGGUACAGUGAUGUGUCAUUUUCACUACAGACAAUCCAGGCAUAGCCUACUGUAGUUUAUACAGUGAGGGGAAAAAAGUAUUUGAUCCCCUGCUGAUUUUGUACGUUUGCCCACUGACAAAGAAAUGAUCAGUCUAUAAUUUUAAUGGUAGGUUUAUUUGAACAGUGAGAGACAGAAUAACAACAACAAAUUCCAGAAAAACCCAUGUCAAAAAUUGUAUAAAUUGAUUUGCAUUUUAAUGAGGGAAAUAAGUAUUUGACCCCCUCUCAAUCAGAAAGAUUUCUGGCUCCCAGGUGUCUUUUAUACAGGUAACGAGCUGAGAUUAGGAGCACACUCUUAAAGGGAGUGUUCCUAAUCUCAGUUUGUUACCUGUAUAAAAGACACCUGUCCACAGAAGCAAUCAAUCAAUCAGAUUUCCACCAUGGCCAAGACCAAAGAGCUCUCCAAGGAUGUCAGGGACAAGAUUGUAGACCUACACACGGCUGGAAUGGGCUACAAGACCAUCGCCAAGCAGCUUGGUGAGAAGGUGACAACAGUUGGUGCGAUUAUUCGCAAAUGGAAGAAACACAAAAUAACUGUCAAUCUCCCUCGGCCUGGGGCUCCAUGCAAGAUCUCACCUCGUGGAGUUGCAAUGAUCAUGAGAACGGUGAGGAAUCAGCCCAGAACUACACGGGAGGAUCUUGUCAAUGAUCUCAAGGCAGCUGGGACCAUAGUCACCAAGAAAACAAUUGGUAACACACUAUGCCCUGCCCGCAAGGUCCCCCUGCUCAAGAAAGCACAUAUACAUGCCCGUCUGAAGUUUGCCAAUGAACAUCUGAAUGAUUCAGAGGAGAACUGGGUGAAAGUGUUGUGGUCAGAUGAGACCAAAAUUGAGCUCUUUGGCAUCAACUCGCCGUGUUUGGAGGAGGAGGAAUGCUACCUAUGACCCCAAGAACACCAUCCCCACCGUCAAACAUGGAGGUGGAAACAUUAGGCUUUGGGGGUGUUUUUCUGCUAAGGGGACAGGACAACUUCACCGCAUCAAAGGGACGAUGGACGGGGCCAGCUUCCCUCAGCCAGGGCAUUGAAAAUGGGUCGUGGAUGGGUAUUCCAGCAUGACAAUGACCCAAAACACACGGCUAAGGCAACAAAGGAGUGGCUCAAGAAUAAGCACAUUUAGGUCCUGGAGUGGCCUAGCCAGUCUCCAGACCUUAAUCCCAUAGAAAAUCUGUGGAGGGAGCUGAAGGUUCAAGUUGCCAAACGUCAGCCUCGAAACCUUAAUGACUUGGAGAAGAUCUGCAAAGAGGAGUGGGACAAAAUCCCUCCUGAGAUGUGUGCAAACCUGGUGGCCAACUACAAGAAACGUCUGACCUCUGUGAUUGCCAACAAGGGUUUUGCCACCAAGUACUAAGUUAUGUUUUGCAGAGGGGUCAAAUACUUAUUUCCCUCAUUAAAAUGCAAAUCAAUUGAUAACAUUUUUGACAUGCGUUUUUCUAGUUUUUUUUUGUUGUUAUUCUGUCUCUCACUGUUCAAAUAAACCUACCAUUAAAUUUAUAGACUGAUCAUUUCUUUGUCAGUGGGCAAACAUACAAAAUCAGCAGGGGAUCAAAUACCUUUUUCCCUCACUGUAGGAGUGGAGAAAAUAUUUGUGGAAUGUGCUCCUCAGUCCUUGUGUUACUGUGAUAUAGGUAAUUUGGUACAAUGACGUGUGUAAUUUUCACUGUGUAAUAUCUGUAAUAUCACGCUCUCUCCCUGCAGGGUGCCUCUUCCAGCCUGGUGGUGAAGUUUGCGGACUCUGAGAAGGAGCGAGGGAUAAGGCGCAUGCAGCAGGUGGCGUCCCAGCUGGGGGUCAUCAGUCCCAUGACCUUACACCUCGGGGCUUACAAUGCCUACACACAGGCAGUGAGUACUAGUAGCACUGAAACCCAAACACAGGCAUUAUGCAGAGAUUGUAAUACUCAAGCCAAAUGGCACCCUAUUUCUUAUAUGGGUCAGAAGUAGUGCACUACUAUAGGGAAUAGGGUGCCAUUUGGGAUGUAUCCUGACAGUGAAUGAGACGCCCUCUCUCCUUCUUUGUAGCUGGUGCAGCAGCAGGCUCUGGUGGCCCAGUCGGCGUACUUAUCUCCUGUGUCCACCAUCACCAUGCAGCAGUUGGCUGCCCUCAACCCCAGCAGCCUCAUUGCUACGCCCAUCGCAUCACUCACUACCACCUCAGGUACUUAAUGAGAAGCUACCGUCCUCCGCCACUUCAUCCCCUCCCACAGGAUUCUCUGCUCGUCUCAGUUUCUCUUUAUUCUUUAUAUAUAUUUCUUUUUUCUAGAGUCUUUGCUCCGUUUUUUUCUGCUUUUGAUUCCAUUUUAUUGCAUUUGUUAUUGUGUUUGUUUGACCAUGUCGGCCUGUCCCCUGAAUGGUCGUCCUGUUCAGGUACCAGCACUCCGCCCACCAUGGCAGCCACACCAGUGCCUGCUCUGCCUCCACCACUCAGCUACCCUCCAGUGCCAGCUCCACCCAAUGGACAGUCAGCGUCUGAAACCCUGUACACCAAUGGAGUUCAUUCUUACCAAGGUAUCUCACUUAAUCUGAUGGAAGCAAAGUCAGAGUAUCAUUAUGAAAAUGUAAGCACAAUAACCUUAUCUAGGAUUUUGGUUUGUUUACUAAGAAUGGAAGUUGUUGCACGGCACCCAAUGCUAUUUGGAGCAUGUAAGCAUCCUCCAAAAAGCAUGUUUGUAUAGCAAUUGAUAAAUCAUGCUGUUAAUUUUCUUUGAUUAUCUCUCUCAGCUCAGACUCCAGUUUUGGAUCCUCUUCAGCAAGCGUACGCAGGGAUGCAGCACUACACAGGUGGGGCAGUAGUGAGUCCAUUUGAGUCCUUAAAAUUUCCUGGAGGGAAUUUUAGGUUUGAAAUGCCCUCUCAACAGUCCUUAAUGUUUACCUAUGCAAACACACCCACAGCAACCUACCCUUCUGCAUAUGGAAUGGUGGGACAGCCAUUCCCACACCAACACACAAUGGUUGCACAGCAACAUCAGCAGCCUCAGCAACUGCAGCAACGAGAAGGUGAUUUCUACCUACUUGUCCUCCCUUCUGAAUUCUGAAUUCUCCCUUUUGACUAUUUUCAAUGUUGGUUUCCCACAAAGUUUAGACUGCCUCAAUCACUACCUCAUCCUGAUAAUCUCAAGUCACGUUAGAACCCCCCAGGGAGCCUUGAUGGGCUAACCUUCCACUGUAUUCUUCUUCUGCUUCUCAGGGCCUGAGGGCUGUAACAUCUUCAUCUAUCACCUGCCUCAGGAGUUCACUGACUCUGAGAUGCUACAAAUGUUCAUCCCCUUCGGCAACGUCAUCUCAGCAAAGGUCUUUGUUGACCGUGCCACCAAUCAGAGCAAGUGCUUUGGUGAGUGAUGAUGAUGACAACGAAUGCGUCCCAAAAGGCACCCUAUACCGUAGGCAGUGCACUACUUUUGACCAGUGCCCAUAGGGAAUAGUGUACCACAUUGAGAACACAGUCAAUGAUGAUAAUGAGGAGGCAGUGCUGGGAAGGAUUACUCCCAUCUUGUAGUUUAAUACUUUCACAGAAUUGGCCAUAACGUUUUGCUUCUGUUUGCUUCUCUUCAGGUUUUGUGAGUUUUGACAACCCGUCCAGUGCUCAGACGGCAAUUCAGGCCAUGAAUGGUUUCCAGAUUGGCAUGAAGAGGCUGAAGGUGCAGCUCAAGAGGCCCAAGGAUGCCAACCGACCCUACUAA